Trypanosoma rangeli is the source of this 2067-nucleotide messenger RNA. RefSeq lists its product as uncharacterized. The transcript has a single exon. NCBI's taxonomy places the organism in Eukaryota, Euglenozoa, Kinetoplastea, Trypanosomatida, Trypanosomatidae. The record is from RefSeq and is a predicted model, not a curated record. The coding region runs from base 1 to 2067 and encodes 688 amino acids.
AUGUGGGGGUCGUGGUUGGAUCAGAUACACAAGAAGCUGGACGAUGUUUCCGGACUCGCGGAGCAAGCCAUAGGUGGUGUCUACGAGGAGGAGGAGGAAGAGGAGGAGGAGGAGGGUGAAGAGGAGAACAAGAGAGAAGAGAUGUGUUUGGAGUUGGAGGGCACGAAAAAGACCGAGGAGGAGGUGACAGCUGGGAAAGGGGCCGGUGGUGACAGAAACUUGCUUUUUCACCCUACACUGACACCCGAAGUGCAGCAGGAGACUCAUGUAGAAGGCGUUUUCACCUCUAGUAACGGGGCGGUGGAGUUGCAGCCACAUUCACAGGAAAGAGGAAUGUUGAUGGAACCCGUCUCGUGUGGUGCAAAGAGCGCACUGUACGAAGUAUCGGCCACACCCAAUGAAAAACUGACUGACUCAGUAACGGAGGCUGUUGAGGGUAGCGAAGCGGAUCCAAUUUCACAUGAACGGUCACCGUUGCAAUCGGUGACGCCUGAGGAGGUCGCUGAGUCUCCAGCAGGUGCUGCGCCGCAUUUAACAGCAGAUACAACUACGCUUGCUUCCGUAACUCUUAAAGCUGUCCAUUCUACUGCUCAGCACAUCGCAUCAUUACAUCCCGAUGGCGUCGAGUGCAAUUCAUUGGCAGGCGGCGGAAGCGAGGAGCAGCUGCUGCGAUUUCAGCAGCUGCUAGCAGACGAAAUGGAGGUGUCACGGCUUUUGCGGGAGGAGAAAAACCGCCUUGAACACCGUAUAGUUUUCCUGGAAAAAGAGCUGAGCAGUCUUCAUUUGUUAAAGAAGAACGCCGUUCAUGCGAACAUGCAGAAGAUGGAGGCACUGGAGCGGGAGGGUUCGGAGCUCUCCAGAAAGCUAGGGAAAGAGCGUGAGCGGUACAAGUCGCUCUACGAAAAGAAGACGCAAGUGGAAAACCGGUUGGAGGUGUUAGAGCAGAAGAUUGCUCAGUUUGCGCUGAGGGAAGAGGAGUUUCAACAACGUAUAGCGGCUAGUCACACCGACUGUGAGACGGCAAAGCAGCGUGCGGAGGAACUUAGUGCGCUUCUAAAGGAGCAGGAGGGCGACGUGCGGUUACUGCAGCAGCAGCUGACCAGCGCCAAGCAGAGUUACGCAGAGGUUGUGUCACACCACGAGAAGGAAAUCUCUGAGCAAAGGACGGAGCUGAAGCUUCAGAAGGAGAACACCUCAGGCAUGCUGGUGUCCAUGCAGCAGGAGAAGGAGGCUCUUGUGUCAUCGUUGCAACAGAACCAGCUGGAGUAUGAGCGGCGAAUUCAGGAACUGGAAAGUAAACUUAUUCAAGCGAAUCGUCGCACUGCCCAUGCAGAGAUGCGGCUCACAGACCAUGAACGCUCUGCCUUGGCGCCCCUUCGGGAGCUUCGAGCUGCGUUGGACGAUGUGGAACGGCAGAAGAAGCAGCUAAUGGAGGAGGUGGAGUACUGGAAAGGAGAGUUUUCUGCGAUGGAGCGGGGGCGGGAAUCCGAGAAGAAAUAUUUCACACAACGACUAGCUGAUAUGCAGAGUGAGAUACAAUCGAUGCAGAAUGAGAAGCUCGCCUUCGAACAGGAGCUGCAGCAGAGUAGAGUAAAACAUUCACAGCUCCAAAGGGCUUUGGAGAACUCCCUGGAACGCGCCUCCCAUGUGGAAGCAACGAAGGAGCAACUGACAAUGGCGUUAGAGGAGGCGCGGAGGCAAGUGGAUAGCGCUAGCAACAGCAACAAUAGCACAAUAGCUUUGACUCCUAAUGUGAGAAUGGGGGAAAGUGCAAGACAUCAACCACCUUCCUUUGAUGAAAGUAGUGGCGGCACACUGCGCCCUUUGUUCCCGGCGGAUGCUGUCGAGUCGGUUAGUAACGUUUGCCGCAGCAACCGGAGUCGUGUGGACCGGGAGUUGGUGCGGCAAGCUGUUGAGAUUGAGCGACUCCGCCGCGUGGAAGAAGAGGGUGCGGAAGCGAAGCAAAAACUUUUGGUUCUCGCCGCCCAACAUGAUCUGCUCAUGCAGAUGUAUGGCCAACUUCGAGAAGAGCUUCAGAAGGGUCAACUGGGACAGUCCUCAAAGUAA